CACACACACACACACACCAUACUCCACUUUUCACAACUCACAGCUCCUGUGCAAUCAUCACACACUCCUUGGAGGACCAUCGUCUCUCUCUUUCCUUCUCUCACGUGACUUGUGGCGAAAGUUUAAAAGGUUUUAACUUCUCUUUUAAUAUUUUUGGAAGUAACAUCAGCCGACAACGCGGUGAGCUCCCUUCUCUUGUCACCGCAGAUGGAAGGGCUUUGACUCGCACUAGCCUGGAGUUACAUUAUGGUUCUGGACCAAGCUGUCAACAUGAGUUUGAUGGACAUUUCCAAGAUCUUCUCCCUGCUGCAGCCCAAGGAGGAGGAUGAGGACAACGAGCAGUGUCAGGCCCUGAACAACGCCGUGAGCGGCGACAGCGCGGCCCUGCUCUCCGAGCUCCUGUCUCAGGAGAGUUACAGGAGGUCUAUCAAUGCUCGGUGCGGGUGGGGGGUCCCGGUCACCCCCUUGCGCACGGCCGCCGCUCUGGGACACCUGAGGUGCCUGGAGUUACUGUUGGAGCACGGCGCAGAGAUUGACAGCCUGGAUGUGAAGGCGCAGACGCCCCUGUUCACAGCGGUCAGUGGGAAACAUCUGGACUGUGUGGUGGCCCUGCUGAAGGCCGGGGCCGAUCCCAACGGCAGCCAGCACAACAACUGCUCCCCGGUGCUGACCGCCGCCCGGGAGGGUGACGUGGACGUGCUCCGAGAGCUGCUGCGCUACGGAGCCGAGGUGGACGCCAGACCCAAAGUGCCCGAGUGGGCCUCCAACGGCACGGCGUGCAGGGGGCCCCUCUACAUCUCAGCUGUUUAUGGACACCUGGACGGCUUUAAGCUGCUCCUCCUGCACGGGGCCAACCCCAACUACAACUGCACAGACGAGAAGCUGCUGGCCAGGAUAAAGCAGCCAAAGACAGUUCUGGAGGUGUGUCUCCGUUAUGGCUGCGGGGUGGAGUACAUCCAGCUGCUCAUAGACUUCGGGGCAGACGUGUAUCUACCGACGCUGAUCAUCGACAAGACGACCAAGCAGAACGAAGCUCUGGCUCUGCUGCUCAAGGAGAGAGUUUUUCCCAAAACACUGAUGUCUCAGACUCGGCUGGCGAUCCGAAGACACCUCCCCUUCUCUGAUAAAGAGCCUGCCAUUGACAGUCUGGACAUUCCUCUGAUCCUGAGAAACUACCUGAAGCACGGCACCUCUGAACUCAUGUGAUGCUCAUGCCCGCCUCAGAUAUAGGCCUAAUGGCCAGUGAAUUUGAUUUUUUACCUUCGCUGCUGUACCCACGACUGGAUGAUUGAUUUUUAGACCAUUAGUUUCCCACAAGCAGGACAAGAUACCACGCACACACACAACCUCUCUAAGUGCACACUGUGUAAUCUUUGUCCUUGACUUUGGCGGUCACUAUUGUGACCAAGUGCUGUGAAUUCCUGUUUUUAUUAUUUAUAUAUGCACAUUUAUAUCGAUGUUUGUCACUUCCUGUAGCUGAGUUUUUUUUUCAUAGAUACUUUUUAAAUCUGCAAA
Messenger RNA from Scophthalmus maximus (turbot), 1515 nucleotides. Its product is annotated as ankyrin repeat and SOCS box protein 12-like. The coding region runs from base 247 to 1206 and encodes 319 amino acids. Lineage: Eukaryota; Metazoa; Chordata; Actinopteri; Pleuronectiformes; Scophthalmidae. The record is from RefSeq and is a predicted model, not a curated record. The transcript is spliced from 4 exons. Gene Ontology annotation, molecular function: protein binding.